GAGUACAAUGUGGAUUCAAGUUUGAACUUGAACAGCGCCCCCAACCCUACUUAACGUACUCGUGCACGCUGGUGCGCGCGGCCGAGAGAGCGAAGUGUUUGCUGAUUUUUGAACGGAGACACUGGGCUUUGAAAGGAAUGGAGAGUGACUUCACUGGGAAGGAGGUUGUGGGCAAUGCACAUGCAAAAAGAAACAUGGAUAAAAAAGCACCCUCGAAGAACACUGUUUUUAGUAGGCUCAAUACAGAUAAAUGCGAGCACUUGAAACCUCUCUCUGUAUAUUCAAGGAUGAUCACUUGUGAUCAAAAGUCCAGUCUGCAUCAUGUGAGGAAGUUUCCUGAUCCAUUUAUUAACUUUAAAAUUGAGGUAGUGAACAAUUGUGCGAAAAAACGGAAAUUAGAUGAUUCCAGUCCAGAAUAUAGCUGUGAGACUCCAGCAAAGAGGUCUUACAGUCCAAACACUCUGUCCCCAGACCUUGGAUGUUUCAUGGAAUACUGCAGCCCUCUUGCAAGACAGGAAUCAGUGUCCCCUUUAGCCAUCUCUGAGUCUGCAUUGUUAGAUAAAACACAAUCAAUCAGGAGUGAAACAAAAGAAACUGUGAGUUCUCGGCUAAACUCAGAGCAUGUGGAAUGUGGGUCCACAACAGAGCCAGGGGGUGAUGAGGGGACUUUACCACACACUUUAAAGUAUGAGGGGAUCCUCUUAAAUCUCGGACCUGCCUUUGACUUUGAUGUCGAUGACAUCAUGUGUCUCAGUCCCUUAGGCACUUCCUCUGCUGGAGGAUUUUCUGACCGUUCAGAGAGCGGCAAAAAUCCAAGUAGCAACACUUUCCAAAAUGAGCCACUCUCAAUCCCCUCUGUGGCUGAGGGACAAGAGUUGAGUAGAGGAGAUGGGGACGUGAUGGAGGGACGAGAGGAGUUAAAAAAAGAUGUUCAUCUGAAUGUGCAAGAUGAGGAAGAGGAUAAGGGUUAUUUCUCAAUGUCCUACUUAAAGGACUGUAAAAGAGUAAACCCCCAGCUGUCACCAGCUACCUCUAGCCCCAUGCUAAGGAUAGGUGAGGUCAAGGUGGCAGAGGAUGACUGUCAUCCUGAAAGUUCAGCUGAGUCUGGUUGUCACACACAAGCUGUGCUGCAUGGCCCGCGCGUUUCUUUCACAGUGAGCGAUUUGUGUCCCACUGUGAGUGGGCUGCCGUCGGAGCCAGUGAUUUCUCCUGUAGAGGCUUUGGAAGGGGACGUUGAAGAGGCAUGGACUAUCGGUCCGCCCAUGUUUGAAUCAUCUGUGUGCCACAAUGUCACAGUGAAGUUGGAUGCUGGUAGUGAGCAGAGUAGACAGGUGUCGGAGGAGGUGCAGGGAGGUGUGAUAGAGCCUCUCCAUAAGUGCCAGACCACACUGAGUGGAGAGGAAACCACUCUGGACACCAGUUACGAAACUACAUUACCACUCCAAGUACAGGUGAAAUCAGUCGUGGUGGCUCCCAAUCAGCUCACCUCCAGCAGUAAACCAGUUGCAUCUGCUCUGCCAGACCAGAACACAAAGCCUGCCAAGCCAAGCCCAAAUAAAAACAGAGUUUCCCAGACUGCCAAAUGUAGUGCCAGGAGUCUAAGGCCUGUGAUCUUCAAAAGAGAGGCGGACUGGGAGCAUGAAAAAAGUCUGUAUGUCUCUUCAGUCACCAGACACAUGAAUGAGAGGUCAAGUGCAGCUCCAGAUGUCAUGACUGAGCUGCUGAAGCUGAUGACAGAUGUGGCUGACCAGACAGCAGGCGCUAUGGGCAAACAGUGGCAGCAUCCCUCUGACCUCACACGCAGGAACUACCAAAGACGGUUUGGAAACAUGGUGCCAAAAAUGUCCCUCCAUGAAUGGCAGGCCAAGAACUGCACAGCACACAAGCGCUUUGCCAAAGUCCCAAAGAUUUUUGAAAGGAGUCCAUUUCCCUAAAUUAGCACUUAUUGUGUUGUUGUUGUCAACAGAUUGCACAUAAACUCAUAAGAAGUCCUAUCAAUGUUUGCACUUUUUCUUUCUUAGUUGAAUUUGUGGUGUUCUUUUUUUUUUUUUUUUGGUUUGUCAGUUUGAGUGUUAUUCUGUGUGUUAUUCUGUUUCUUUGAACUAUGCAUGUACCCGAGUGUGAAAAUUAAUGCAUGUUUUAAGGACUUUGUUUUAAUAUGUAUUUAAGUACUUGUUAAGUCAGUAUAUUUUAUAUUGGGGCAGACAAAAAAUAGUUUAAGUUUUGUGUCCCAUGCGUUGGAUUGGUGUUCGCUGAAAGUGAUUGUAUGGCCUACCCUUUUUGGAAUACAAUAGUUCUUGUUGGAACCUGUUCGCCUCUGUGGAUAUUCCUGAAAAGCCCAGCUCUUGAGUUCUUUGAAAAUAAACAAAACUCCUUUUUUA
This is a messenger RNA of Thunnus maccoyii (southern bluefin tuna), 2381 nucleotides long. Its product is annotated as S100P-binding protein-like. NCBI's taxonomy places the organism in Eukaryota, Metazoa, Chordata, Actinopteri, Scombriformes, Scombridae. The coding region runs from base 138 to 1934 and encodes 598 amino acids. The transcript is spliced from 7 exons. Gene Ontology annotation, molecular function: calcium-dependent protein binding. The record is from RefSeq and is a predicted model, not a curated record.